Messenger RNA from Oryzias latipes (Japanese medaka), 2321 nucleotides. RefSeq names its product nephronectin. Gene Ontology annotation, cellular component: membrane. Lineage: Eukaryota; Metazoa; Chordata; Actinopteri; Beloniformes; Adrianichthyidae. Gene Ontology annotation, molecular function: calcium ion binding. The record is from RefSeq and is a predicted model, not a curated record.
UCUGGAUUAGUUCCCGUUGACCCGUCGUGGGUCCUGAAGGAGGAUGCUGGCCCUGGUUCUUCUGGCCCUGACCCAAACCCUGACCCGGAGCCAGCGGCUGGACUACAACAGCUGGUUGGACCAGGCGGCGCCGUCCGAUGGUCUGUGUCGCUAUGGCAACAGCGUGGAGUGCUGCUGGGGCUGGAAGCAGGCGGACGGGGGCCGAUGUCAACCUCACUGUCAGCACGCCUGCAAACACGGAGACUGUGUCGUACCCGACAGAUGCAAGUGCCACCCGGGAUUCAGCGGCAAAGCCUGUAACCAAGACCUGAACGAGUGCGGCCUGCGCCCGCGGCCCUGCAAGCACCGCUGCAUGAACACGCCGGGCAGCUUCAAGUGCUACUGCCUGGACGGCUACGAGCUGCAGCCGGACGGCAGCUGCAGGAUCAGGACCUGUUACCACGCCAACUGCCAGUACGGCUGUGAGGUCAUCAAAGGCCAGGUGCGGUGCACGUGUCCGUCUCCGGGGUUACGUCUGGGUCCGGACAGGCGCACCUGCGUGGACGUGGACGAGUGCGUGUCCGGUGGCGGCGUGUGUCCUCGCCGCAGGAAGUGCGUGAACACGUUCGGGAGCUUCAUCUGCAAAUGCCACCUGGGCUUCAGGCUCACGUACGUAAACGGACGCUACACCUGCCUAGAUAAAGACCCGCGGCCGUUCUGCUCGCUGAACCCGUCCUCCCCAAAGUGCAGGUGUAAAGACGGCUGCACAGUCGUCCCCAAAGUGACUGUGUACCCGCCCAAACCCAGAACCCCGCCCCCCCUCACCACCACGGCUACAACCGCUGCUCCUGUAACCGCAGCUCCUCCCACAGCCGCUACUACUGUUCCAACCAUAGCAACCACCGUUACCUCGGUAACCACUGCCAUGGAAACAACCCGCCCACCUCUGACUGAUGCUUCAACCACUACAGCUUCAACAACAACAACAAUGACAACCAGAGUUCCAACAACAACCACAACACUGCCCACAACAACAGAAAUGGAUACAACGACUCUAACCACCACUUCUACCACCACUACAACUACUGCUACUACAACUACUGCUACUACAACUACUGCUACUACAAGUACAGCUACUACAAGUACAGCUACUACAACUACUGCUUCUACAAGUACUGCUACUACAACUACUGCUACUACAAGUACAGCUACUACAACUACUGCUUCUACAAGUACUGCUACUACAACUACUGCUACUACAAGUCCUGCUACUACUACUACAGCCACUACUGCUAGUACCAUGUCUGCUGUUAUCACGGUACCUACAGUCGCCUUGACAACCACGAUGCUGCCAACGUCCUCCUUAAAAACAACAACAAUAAGCAACAGAAUCAACAAGGAUGUGACACAAAGACAGAGAGGAGACGUGCACAUUCCUCGACUGCCCGGUAACAAUGAGGACUGGGAUUUUGACAUCGAACUGGGAAACACAGCAGAGGACGCCCGCGAUGACCCCGAGGCGGGCCGGCUGCACUGCACCUUCCACCGGGGCCUUUGUUCCUGGAUGUCGGACCGCGACGGAGACCUUCCCUGGGAGGCGGAGCGGAGUCCUGCAGGUCAGUACCUGUCUGUUCCUGAGCUGAAGGCGGGACAAAGAAGCAUCCGAGGAGCCCGAUUGGCCCUCCAGGUGCCCCCUUCCUGGAGCCACGGCGACCUGUGCUUCUCCUUCUCCCAUUGGCUGACGGGUCAUCAUGUGGGCGUUCUGCAGCUGUUCAUCAAGAAGAAGGGACGCGAUGAAAGGUAUGGCCCCGCCCUCUGGAGCAGGACCGGAGGACACGGCUGGAGACGAACGCAGGUUACCUUGACAAUGCGAUCCGUGGACAGAGUUUUGAUGAAGGCCGAGCGAAGGAAAGGUCGGCGGGGACAAAUGGCGAUUGAUGAUGUCACACUGAGUCAAGGGGCGUGUCGAUGACAUCAUGAGGGCUCACAUGGACUUGUGGUUGACGUGUCUGAAGGACUUCUCUGCUGUCGGAGCUGCAAGCAGCAGACUCCGCCCCCAAUGGAUGGAUGACUGUUACCCACCUGACCAGGGGUCAACAGGUCACUCAGGGAAGCUGCAGGGCAGAAAGCAAACAUUUACCCCAGGCUGAACCGUCGUCACACUCCGGAUGUCAGCGAGUCUCCUGUCAGCUGACCUCUGACCUUCAGUGUUUGGCUCCACCCCCUGAGUCUGUCCAACUGCAUGGAUGAAGCUCCUCCCAGUUGAAGUUUCACUUCCUGCUUUUAAACCACAUUUGCACAAAAACGUGUUACUUCAUUAAAUAACAGUUUGAUGUUUUUGA